AAUUAUGAGUCACCAGCAACCACCCACAAAACCCCUUACAUUGAGUUCCCAUUUCUCCAAGCUAAAUCAACCAUGAUUACCUUCACUUCUCAAAUUUCAAUCAUUUUGCUGCUAUUACUAUGUGCAACGAUAUUUCAUAGAGGCAUGUGUAAUAAAAAUACACAGCUUCGUUGCAAUGAAAACGAUAAAUCUGCACUGCUGAACUUCAAACAUGGUGUCAUACACCAAUCCAACAAGCUCUUCUCUUGGUCCAAUGAAGAAAAUUGUUGUGGAUGGAAAGGAGUCCAUUGUGAUAACAUCACAGGCAGAGUCACAAGACUUGAUCUAAAGCAACAAUACUUAGAAGGUGAAAUCAACCUCUCUUUGCUUGAAAUUGAAUUCUUGAACUAUUUAGACUUGAGCUUGAAUGGCUUUACAACUCUUGGUCUUCCUUCUAUCUUCAACCAAUCACUAGUUACACCUAAUACACGUGCUAACUUCUCAAACCUUCAGUUCCUAGACUUGUCCUUUAAUGAUGAUCUUCAUCUAGAUAAUCUCCACUGGCUUUCCCAACUUUCUUCCUUGAAAAGUCUCAACCUCAGCCAAAUUAAUCUUUCCAAUGAAACAAACUGGCUUCAGUCCAUGUCCAUGCAUUCUUCUCUGUUAGAGUUAAGAUUGUCAAGUUGUCAUCUAUCCAAUAUCAAUCCUUUUGUUAAGUUUGUGAAUUUUACUUCACUUGUAACUCUUGACUUGUCUGGGAACUAUUUUGUCUCUGAAUUGCCUUAUUGGUUGUUUAACCUCAGCAGUGAUAUCUCCUAUAUUGACCUUAGUUUUAAUUUCUUACAAGGUCAAAUACCCAAAAGCUUGUUGAGUCUUAGAAACCUUAAAUCUUUAAGGUUGAAUAACAACGAACUCAAUGGAUCCAUUCCAAAUUGGUUAGGCCAACAUGAACAUUUACAAUAUCUUGGUUUGUCAGAGAACUUGUUUCAGGGUUUCAUCCCUACAUCUCUAGGGAAUCUCUCAUCCUUGGUUGACUUAAGUAUCAGCUCAAAUUUCUUGAAUGGUAGUCUUCCAAACAGCCUUGGACAACUCUUCAAUUUAAGGAGUUUAUCCAUUGGAGGAAAUUCCAUGUCAGGUGUUCUCUCUGAGAAGCAUUUUUCCAAUCUUUCUAAUUUAGAAACAUUGGUCUUGAGUUCACCUUUUUCAUUUAAUUUGGAUUCUGAAUGGAUUCCUCCUUUUCAAUUGAAUGGAAUCAGUUUGAGCAAUACAAUUCUGGGUCCUAAUUUUCCAUCGUGGAUAUAUACACAAAGGUCACUAGUAUAUCUAGAGGUUCCUGGCUCAAGAAUUUCAUCCAUAAAUGGAGACAAGUUUUGGAGGUUUGUAGCUAAUAUUACACAAGUCAACCUUUCCAACAACACAAUCAGUGCAGACUUAUCAAACAUCACCCUUAACUCUGAAUUAUUAUUUAUGGACCAUAAUAAUUUCACAGGAGGGCUCCCACAUAUAACUGCAAAUGUCAUCUAUUUGGAUUUGUCCCACAAUUCUUUCUUUGGACCCAUUUCCCCUCUGUUCUGCCACAAAUUGGGUAGGGAAAAUAGUUUGGAUUACUUGGACAUAUCAUUUAAUCUUUUAACUGGAGGAGUUCCUGAUUGUUGGGAGUAUUGGAAAGGUUUAUCUUUCCUCUUCACGGAAAGUAAUAAGCUAACAGGUGAAGUUCCUCCAUCAAUGGCCUCAUUUAUUGAUCUCAUAGCAUUGGAUUUGCAUAACAACAGCUUGUCUGGGAAUUUUUCAUUGGACUUAUCAAACACAACAAACUUGGAAUUCAUCAACCUCCGAGAUAACAACUUUUCUGGAAGUGUACCAGUGAAGAUGCCACAGAAUAUGGAAGUGAUGCUAUUGAGAUCCAACAAGUUUGAAGGUAAUAUUCCAUUACAGCUAUGCAAUCUCUCUUCACUGAUACAGUUGGAUCUUUCCAAUAACAGACUUUCAGGAUCUAUUCCUCAAUGUGUGUCAAACAUUACUGGCAUGGGUGGAGCAAAAAAAACAAGUCAUUAUCCAUUUGAGUUCAAUUUGUACAACAAGGGUCAACAGUUAGAAUACGAAGACUAUGGAUUGUUGAGAACUCUUGAUCUUUCAGCUAACAACUUAUCAGGAGAAAUCCCUUCAGAAGUUUUCAAUCUUGUUCAAUUGCAGUCCUUGAACUUGUCUCGAAACCAUUUCACAGGAAAGAUAUCAAGGAACAUUGGAGGCAUGAAAAAUCUGGAAUCUCUUGACCUAUCCAAUAAUAAACUUUAUGGCGAAAUUCCAAACCCCAUUUCCACUUUGUCUUUCUUGAGUUUCUUGAACCUGUCAUACAACAAUUUCAUUGGACAAAUCCCACUGGGGACUCAGCUUCAGAGUUUUGAUGUGUCAAGCUAUGUUGGGAAUCCUGGACUUUGUGGAGCUCCUCUACCAAAGAAUUGCACUGAAGGAAACGUUGAUGAUGAGCCAAAGCAAGAUGGAGGAAACAAUGAAGAUGACUCUUUUAAAGAGUCACUCUACCUUGGAAUGGGUGUUGGAUUUGCUGUGGGAUUCUGGGGGGUUUGUGGUUCUCUAUUCCUCAACAGGAGGUUGAGGCACAUGUAUUUUCGGCUCCUUAAUCAUGUUGCAGACCAACUUCAUGUGUUUGUGGCAUUGAAUUUUAAGUUCAAUAGCUUUAGUGGGGCACGAGGAACUUCCAACUGAGGUAGUUGAAUUCUGUUCUUUGUUAAUGACUUGAUUAGGACAUCUUUGUCUUCUUUUCUUGUGCCAUAAAUGUAGAACACAUGAACAUCAGUUUUACCGUGUAGGUAAUAAAGUCUUUGUUCCAUGAACCAUAUUUAGUUUCUUUAUAAUAUUUGGGCUCUUCAAUUGUA
Messenger RNA from Gastrolobium bilobum, 2873 nucleotides. RefSeq names its product receptor-like protein EIX2. Lineage: Eukaryota; Viridiplantae; Streptophyta; Magnoliopsida; Fabales; Fabaceae. The record is from RefSeq and is a predicted model, not a curated record. The transcript has a single exon. Gene Ontology annotation, molecular function: protein binding. Bases 73 to 2703 code for a protein of 876 amino acids.